Lutzomyia longipalpis is the source of this 2070-nucleotide messenger RNA. RefSeq names its product sodium-coupled monocarboxylate transporter 1-like. Gene Ontology annotation, molecular function: symporter activity. NCBI's taxonomy places the organism in Eukaryota, Metazoa, Arthropoda, Insecta, Diptera, Psychodidae. The transcript is spliced from 7 exons. The coding region runs from base 91 to 1872 and encodes 593 amino acids. Gene Ontology annotation, cellular component: membrane. Gene Ontology annotation, biological process: transmembrane transport; sodium ion transport. The record is from RefSeq and is a predicted model, not a curated record.
GACCAUCAAAGUGGUGAUUUAUUAGCCUCCCGAAAAAAAGGCAAAGACGGCUUUCGCGGUCUUCAGAGUGCUUCAGUAGUUCACGCGAUAAUGAUCGAUGUUAACGUUGCAAGUCAAUCCUUUUCCCUCGUGGAUUCUGUGAUUCUUAUCCUUAUGCUGAUCAUUUCAUUGGGCAUUGGGAUCUACCAUGGAUAUGCUAAUAGGAAGACACUUAAAACGGAAGUGGAAUACCUGAUGGGUGGUAAAAACAUGAGUGUCGUACCCGUUGGAAUGAGUAUUCUGGCCAGCACAUUGAGUGCCAUUGGCCUGAUGGGAGUACAGACUGAGAUGUAUCUCUAUGGAAGUACUUUUGCCUUCUCAUUCUUCCCAUUUCUCGUUACGGCGCUCCUCUUCAACAGGUACAUCCUCCCAAUCUUCUAUUCACUCAACAUCACCUCAAUGUACCACUAUCUGGAGAAGAGAUUCGAUCGACGAGUACGUCUCUUUGGGUCCAUAUCCUUCCUUAUUCUAUCCACAUUAUAUAUGCCAAUCCUCCUCUAUGUACCCAGUUUGUCACUCAAUCAAGUAACUGGCACCAAUAUUCAUGUCACAAGUUCUAUUUUGGUAGCAAUUGUUGUUCUCUACACCUGUAUUGGUGGCUUCCGUGCAACCGUAUGGACGGAUGUUUUCCAAACAAUAACAAUGUUUGGAUCGAUAAUUGUGGUGCUAAUAAAAGGCACGGUGGAGUUGAGCGAUGAAAUUGGAUUUGAGGGUAUUUUUCGCAAUACCUACGAGCGGGAUCGUUAUGAAUUUCCCACAUUGAGAAUUGACCCCACCAUACGGCAUUCCUUCUGGUCCAUCACCCUCGGGGGCGUUGGGUAUUGCGGCUACAUCUUCUGCAAUCAGAACGUCGUACAGCGCUACCUCUCAUUGCCAUCCCUGAAGAAGGUUCAUCGUGCCGCCUGGCUGAGUGUCAGCAUUUUCGUUUCCAUCUACUUCCUCAGCAUCUACGGUGGAUCCCUUCUAUUGGCCACCUUCAGUGACUGCGAUCCCAAAAUGGCGGGCCUUAUUCGGGAACACGAUCAACUCAUUCCCUUCUUUGUACUCCUCAUCUCACGCAAUCUCCCCGGUUUGGCGGGUAUCUUCAUCGGGGGGAUGUUCUGUGCUGCCCUGAGUUCCAUGUCAACCUUCCUCAAUUCCAUGGCUGCUGUUGUCCUUGAGGACUUCUUCAAACCCCUCUCCCGUCGAAAUCUCACCAUGCGUGCCAAGAAUUGGAUCAUGCGGGGUGUUGUGGUUGUUUGUGGGCUCCUCUGUGUCCCCUUGAUGGCAAUCGCUGAGAAAUCCAACACCAUUAUGCAGCUCACAAAUAGUUUUGAAGGAGUCACAAGUGGUUCAGUCCUUGGAAUAUUUAUCCUUGGCAUUUUCUUCCCAUCAAUCAAUGGAAGUUGUGCUCUCAUGGGUGGUAUUGCUGGAUUAGUUCUCAUGGGUUGGAUUAGCUUUUCUGCCCAAUCAGCCAUUGCUGCGGGAGAUUUAAUCUUUGAGACGAAACCCCUAACACACGAGGGAUGCCCGGAUGUUUUUAACAUCACCGUACAUCUCAAUGAAACCGCAUUGAAUACAGAAAGUUCCUACGUAAUGCCCCUCUUUCGGAUAUCAUAUCUCUUCUACAUUCCCCUGGGAAUCAUCACAACAAUCUCCGUGGCUUUCCUCAUGCGCCUCAUAAGUGGUGGCAAUAAGCCUGGUGAUGUGGAUGCCACCCUUAUUUCACGGCUUGUCCACUCACGUGAUACGGAUGUGAAUGAAAUUGCGCAAAGUCAAGAAAUUCUCGAGGAGAAGAUUGAUCUCAUGUCAAAGGAGGAAAAGUUGCUGUCUCGUGUAAAAAUCACCAAGUAGCAUUAAACUUGUAUGUAGUUUGUAGGUACUUAUAUUGGGUUAUUACAUUAGCAAAUAUACUUGUUUUUUAUUAGUUUUUCUCAUACUUUGUAUAAUUUUACAAUUGCAAGACAUAUUCAAUAGGUCAUACAGUAAAUUAAAUAAUAAAUAUAAUUAUACUUUUUUUCUCUCUCAAAUAUAUAAUAGAGAUUAAGAAGA